Thecamonas trahens ATCC 50062 is the source of this 1953-nucleotide messenger RNA. RefSeq names its product protein phosphatase 2C Ptc1. Lineage: Eukaryota; Apusomonadida; Apusomonadidae. The record is from RefSeq and is a predicted model, not a curated record. Bases 1 to 1953 code for a protein of 650 amino acids. The transcript has 2 exons. Gene Ontology annotation, molecular function: protein serine/threonine phosphatase activity; cation binding. Gene Ontology annotation, biological process: protein dephosphorylation.
AUGCCGUCUCCCUCUUCGUCAGCGGCAAGAACCCGUGCCUACCGCAACACCACCGUCGGCUCGGCCCGCCCGCGGGUCUCGCCGGCAGCGCCCUCGCGGGCCCGCUACACAGCGUCGUCGCUGCGGGCGGCGGCGGGCAGCGGCGACGACUCGUACUCGCGGCGGAACGGAGCAAGUGCCGAGCCGAGCGGGGCUUUGCAGGCGACGCGGGGUGUGGCGACGGCUCCGCAUGCCCACAAGCACCGGCGCAUUGUGUUUCGGGCGCCAGGCGCCGAUGCCGGUGCUCCGCCGCAGGCCCGAGUCGGCCUGGUUGACGAGGCAGGCGGCGGCGAUGGGCGACCGGGUAGCGUGGGCAGCAAGCGGCCGGGGGCGCUGGCACUGGCCCGGGCCCGAGCGGCGACUACUCGUGGCUCGCCACGGGUCUCGUCACCGUCAACCGAGACCUCGGCCCGUAUCGCCCGCCUCACGUCCGAAAUGGAGGCGCUGGCCAUGUCGGGCGGAGAGGUUGGCAGCGAUGUCGAGGCGCGCAAGCCGUACUACGGCUCAUUUGAGUCGAUCCGAUUCUCGCCGCGAUCAUCAUCGCCGUCGCCGGGACUGGCGUCGCUGGCCGGCUCGGCAACUACGGCCUCGCCGUACGCCACCACCCGGGCGAGCGGCGUGCCGCGGUCGAGCCGGCCGGCAACGGCAGGCGCAGGCGGUGUGUACUCGGGCUACGCCCCGUACUCGGGAUCGCACGAGACGCUGCCACCGCCGUCUCCAUCUCCGGCAGUCUCAUCGGCUGUGGAGGCGCUCCGGGCCUCGCUCCGCUCGGCGAAUGCCAACGUGGUGCCGCGCCCGGCCGAGCCGCGCCCGGCGAGCGCUGCGGCGGCGUCGAGUAGUCGCGGCUCGUGGGAGGACCGACUGCAGCUUCUGGAGGAUGCGCGGCGGAAGCGGUUGUUGCGGGCCAAGGCGCAGGCCGAGCGCGACGAUGCUCGUGCGAGGGCACGUGCCACCGAGUCGUGGGAUGAGCGGCGGGCGCGGCUGCUGCGCGAAGCUGACGCCAAGGCGGCCGAGGCGUCACGUGCUGCAGGUGUCGGCGGCCCGCGGGCACGGCGCCGGGUAGGCUUUGAAGCAGCCAGUGUUAGCUCGGGCUCGAGCUCGGCGAGCGCAAGCGGCUCGGCUCGAAGCAAAGCCCGACCGUCAAGUGCGUCGGCGAGCGGGCGGAUGCAGACGUUUAGCGAAGUCGGCGUCGCCGAGCAUGCAAACCCCAAGUGGCGGCGGACCAUGGAGGACGCGCACGUGGCGGUGGCGGCGCUUGGCGGCGACCCAUCGCUCUCGUUUUUUGGCGUGUACGACGGGCACGGCGGCCGGGGCGCGGUCGACUACAUCGAGGCCACGCUCCACAAGGACGUCAUCCGUGAGCUCAAGCGGAUCCGGACCGAUUCGGACGAGGCCAUCACCCGCGCUGUCCACAAGGCGUAUCUAGCGACUGACAGCUCGAUGGUGGCGGCGGUCCACGAUGACUCUGGAUCGACGGUUGUCACCGCACUCAUCCGGGUCACGCCGCACGGCGAGCGCAAGCUGUACGUAGGCAACGCCGGCGACGCGCGGGCAGUGCUCUGCCAAGAAUCGAUCACCGGGUACGCGUGUCCGACGGUCGGGGGCUUUGUCUCCAUGGGCCGCGCCGACGUGGCCCGGGUCAACGGGACGCUGGCCAUUGCGCGCGCGCUCGGCGACCACUCGAUGAAGCGGCAGGUCAUUCCAGACCCGUAUCAGACGGCAACGACUGUUCGCGCCGACUCCAAGUUCCUCAUUGUGGCCUGCGACGGCCUGUGGGACGUGAUGGAAGACGACCAGGCCGUCCGCCUCGUCUACGGCAUGGACUCGGCCCAACACAUGGCCCAGCGGCUGGUCGACGAGGCCAUGCGCCGCGGCACAACCGACAAUGUCACCGUCAUGGUGGUCAUUCUUUAG